AUGGAGUCAGAUGUCGAGAGUGAUGUUGCCCUGGUCAAGCGGAGGAGGAAUGAUUAUGAAAGCGAUGACCCUAGCGAGAGGUCAGACGAGUCAUCUGAAGAAAAUGAUGAAGAGGAAGAAACACCUCAAAAGCAUGGAAAACGUCAUCGCGACUUUAGGGAUGUCCGGAAUCUAUUUAUUGAUGAAGCCGAAGCUGUGGAUGAAGAUGAAGAAGAGGAGGACGAUGAUGGUGACGACGCCGAACUUCUGGGUCAUGAGGAGGACGAGGCCAUUCAAUCGGCUAUGGCAUCAGCUCGCGAUCUUGAAGCCCGCAAUCGAAUGAAGGAGUUCACAGAUCAGGAUGUGGAGUGCUUAGAACGGUACUUUCAACAGCGUUAUGAGUCGCAGAAUUAUGCUUCACGUCGGUUUGGUGAAGGGGCCGGCAUGACUGCUAGCAUCGUCCAACAGGAAAGGGUUCCUGGUAUCAAGGAUCCUAGUCUCUGGGCUGUUCGCUGCCAAAUGGGUGAAGAAAAGGCCACAGUGCUUUCUCUUAUGCGUAAAUUCCUCGCCUUUCAGUUGUCAGAUACACCUCUUCAAAUAAAGUCCGUGUUUGCAAAGGAAGGUUUGAAAGGUCACAUCUACAUCGAAGCCUUCAAGCAAACUCAUGUGAAGCAAGCCCUUGAAGGUAUCAGUGCGCUAUCAAGGGCUCGGUUUGAGCAGAAAUUGGUACCUAUUAAUGAGAUGAUUGAUGUUUUGAAUGUGGUCAAGGAGACUGCUCAGUUAAAGCCGAAGCAGUGGGUUCGCCUCAAAAGUGGUCUUUAUAAAGACGACCUGGCUCAGGUUGAAAGCGUCAAGGAUGCGCAAAAUCUAGUCCGGCUCAAGCUCGUUCCUAGGAUUGACUACGAUCGUAAACGAAGCCGGUUUGACGACGGUGAUGGGGGAGAGGGUUCAGUGCAAGGCCCCACCCCAGGCUACCGCAAAGGGCGUUGGAAGCGUCCUCCUGCCGCCCUCUUUGACCCCAGUAAAGUUGCUGAUCGCAUCAGCAAUAGCGGUUCCUUCAUCGUUUUCGAGGGCAAUCAAUACGACUCUGCUGGCUUCCUCCGAAAGGACUUCCGCAUAAACGCGGUCAUUGCUGACGGAAUCCGGCCAACCUUGAAUGAGUUGGAGCGAUUCAACCAGCUGCCUGAUGGCGCUGAGCUGGCGGCGGCAGCUGCAUCCGUGGCGACCAAGACUGUCUCCUCUGUGAAACUGGGUACAAACGGUGAGGUCAUUUCGUCGAGCCAUGGCUUCAUGCCCGGCGAUAUUAUCGAGGUCUGUGGUGGUGAAUUGAAAAAUCUUAGAGGCACAGUACUGUCUGUGGAAGUCGACGAUAGGGUCAUAGUACAGCCCAGUCAUCAUGAUCUAAAAGAGCCGAUUCCUUUCAAUCCAACAGAAUUAAGGAAGUAUUUUGAACAAGGUGACCGUGUCAAGGUCAUUCAUGGUCGUUAUGAGAAUGAGACGGGACUGUUGCUCGUCUAUGAGCCAAACUUGUGCAUGGUCCUCCCAGAUAGGGGUAUGUCUGAGAUCCGCGUCGCUCCAAAAGACCUUCGUCUUUGGCAGGACCGGGGGGGUUCCUCGGAUGGUGGCCGGCCGGAUGGCGUUCAGUUGAUGGAUUUUGUGCAGAUCGACUCGCACAACUUCGGCGUGGUAACCCAAGUCGACAGAGAGAGCAUCUCAAUUCUCACCUGCCUCGGCAAGGUGGUCACCGUCAAGGCAAACACUGCUCUACGUGUUAUGAAAUUUGGCGGUCCACGCGGUGUUCAGCCUCAGGCCCUCGAUCGUAAUGGGAACGUCAUUCAGAUCAAAGACAGUGUACGUUUUCUUGAGAAGCCCUACACUGGUGUAGUUGGCGAGAUCAGAUAUAUCUAUCGGUCGUGGGUGUUUAUAUACUGUCGAACACACGUGGAGAACGCCGGAAUCUUGGUAUCAAAAUCGCGUCAGUUGGCGCAGAUUGGAGGCACGGGGAACAGGAAGGAUGAAGGCCUGUCAUCCUCACACUCUGCCCGUCCUCCUGCCGUCCAGCCUCUCUCGGGCCAGCGUAUAUGCAAUUCCAGGGGCCCUAACCAGUUUGACAGAUCUAUCAUCGGCAAGACGGCUCGCAUCGUUGCUGGCACUUUAAAAGGCUUGACGGGUAUAAUCUGUGACGCCACAUCGAACGAGGUGCUGCUGGAACUGCACUCCCAGUUUAAAAAGGUUCACGUUCUACGUCAGAACGUCGGCCUGUUAGAUAGCUCCGGGCACAUCAUUGCCGACCAACUUGGCGCCUCCGCGGCCACCCCUAGGGCCACCUCUGUCCGGGAGGCUCGCACACCCAUGGCGGGAUCGAUGACACCUCACGCGCCGAGUAUGACUCCUCGUGCUGAUGCGACACCUCUACCAUACGCUUUCAAUCCAAAUAUGGCCACUCCUGCUCACUUUAUCAACGACGAUGGCCAAACCACAGCAGGCUACCAGCCAUGGCAAACACCGGACCAUCACAGGACGCCUAGGUCAAGUCACUCCAUAGACGACGAAGAAGACGAGUAA
Messenger RNA from Echinococcus granulosus, 2544 nucleotides. Its product is annotated as Transcription elongation factor SPT5. Gene Ontology annotation, biological process: transcription elongation-coupled chromatin remodeling; regulation of DNA-templated transcription elongation; regulation of transcription by RNA polymerase II. The transcript is spliced from 9 exons. The record is from RefSeq and is a predicted model, not a curated record. Gene Ontology annotation, molecular function: mRNA binding. NCBI's taxonomy places the organism in Eukaryota, Metazoa, Platyhelminthes, Cestoda, Cyclophyllidea, Taeniidae. The coding region runs from base 1 to 2544 and encodes 847 amino acids. Gene Ontology annotation, cellular component: DSIF complex.